This is a messenger RNA of Micropterus salmoides (largemouth bass), 1816 nucleotides long. It is a transcript of the gene nkx6-1, whose product is annotated as NK6 homeobox 1. Gene Ontology annotation, biological process: cell differentiation; regulation of transcription by RNA polymerase II. Gene Ontology annotation, molecular function: RNA polymerase II cis-regulatory region sequence-specific DNA binding; DNA-binding transcription factor activity, RNA polymerase II-specific. The record is from RefSeq and is a predicted model, not a curated record. The coding region runs from base 306 to 1289 and encodes 327 amino acids. Lineage: Eukaryota; Metazoa; Chordata; Actinopteri; Centrarchiformes; Centrarchidae. The transcript is spliced from 3 exons. Gene Ontology annotation, cellular component: nucleus.
CGGAUGAUGUUUUAUUAUCUCACAGAACUUCUUGAACUCAGUAGAGAACGGGUCUUUUUGUCGUCCUGGUCUGGAGGAGGACCUGGAUCCGGGUCUGUCUGCGGGGGAAGCUGACCUCUUUCUGGUGCUUUUCUUGCAAGUGGAAGAUUUUGGGUUUUCCGCCGGAGCCUGAGAUGGGUUUUGUAUGUGACCCCAGAGAAGAGCGGGUUUCUGUUUAGUUCUUUCUGGACUCUAUCAGGCGCGCGGGGCCCUAAAGACCCGGAGAAACCUGCUCCAGUCCUUCCGGAUCCUCCAGAGAAGUGGUAAUGUUAGCCGUGGGUCAGAUGGACGGGUCCCGACAGAGCGCCUUCCUCCUCAGUACCCCCCCUUUGGCAGCUCUGCACAGCAUGACCGAGAUGAAGACCCCGCUGUACCCGGCGUACCCGCUCUCCUCCACCGGCCCCAACUCCUCUACCUCACCGGCCACCACCUCUCCCAACCCGGGCGGCAUGGCCGUGUCCUCCCCGGGGCUCAAGAGCUCCACGGGGCUGUCCUCCGGGCUCGGCUCCCCGCAGCUGUGCUCCUCCGCCACCCCUCACGGAAUAAACGACAUCCUGAGCCGGCCCACCGCCGCCUCCUCCGCCGGCGCCACGGUCUCCGUGGCCGCCGCCGCCGCCUCCUCCUCGGCGGGGAUCCUGUCCGGGCUGCCCCGGUUCAGCAGCCUCAGCCCGCCGCCGCCUCCCGGACUUUACUUCAGCCCCAGCGCCGCGGCGGUGGCGGUGGCUCGGUACCCGAAGCCCCUGACGGAGCUGCCGGGCAGGACGCCGAUCUUCUGGCCGGGAGUCAUGCAGAGCCCGCACUGGAGGGACGCCAGAUUUGCGUGUUCACCGCAUCAUAACUCCGUGUUACUGGACAAAGACGGGAAAAGGAAACACACGCGCCCCACGUUUUCUGGACAGCAAAUAUUCGCGCUGGAAAAGACUUUUGAACAGACUAAAUACCUGGCGGGGCCGGAGAGAGCCCGGCUGGCCUACUCCCUGGGCAUGACCGAGAGCCAAGUCAAGGUCUGGUUUCAGAACAGACGGACUAAGUGGAGGAAAAAGCACGCGGCGGAGAUGGCCACCGCCAAGAAGAAGCAGGACUCGGAGACGGAGAGGCUGAAGGGGACCUCGGACAACGAAGAGGAGGACGACGACUACAACAAGCCCCUGGACCCGAACUCGGACGACGAAAAGAUCACCCAGCUGCUGAAGAAGCACAAGCCGGGCCCCGCGCUGCUGCUGCACACGUCGGAGAACGACAGCUCGUAACUCCGCGGGCAUGAACCGGACUCUCGGAGCCGGACUCUCGGAGCCGGACUCUCGGAGCCGGACUCUCCUGCUGCAGACUGCUUUAUUUCUGGAGGCCGGUGUCCGGACAGACUGAGGAGCUGGACUAACAUGUUAAGGCCCCAAAAACAGAAGGACUGGACUCAGAAGACUGAACUUGUAAAUAGAAGCGUGAGUUGUGUCCGACAGAAACGACCUGCUGUGAAUAAGUUCCGUGUUUCUGUGCAGACCCCAGAUCAGCUGAAAACACCCGCAGUUUAUUUCGUUUUCUAUUUCAGUAAGUCCUCCUCCAGCGGGGCCGCGAAGGCCUCCUCACACAUCAGUCUCAAAUUAGGAGGGAGACCCUGAACGCACCACACGCACCUGUACAGACACGCGAAGCGGCAGAAAUAUUUCCUCUCACACACGUUUUUAUUUAUAUGUUUUAAGUUGUGACUGGCGCCUGCGCAGUGGUGUAUCAAAGCAGGUUAAUGUAAUGCACUUUUAUUUAAUAAAAAACUCAAAUGUUU